UCUGAACCCUCAGAAAAACGACUUGAUCCAAAUUACCUGUUGAUUUCUCAGGACUCAGCACAGAGAAUCUACAAGUUAAGGUGUAAUAUUUGGUUUGAGCACAAAAUCACCAGCUAAGCCUUUUACCACAACGGGAGCGUCUAUUAUGAUUGCUCCAGAGAUUCAACAGAAGAUUCUUAGCUUAAAAGCAGAGGUUGAUGAACUUCAGGAGCAAGUAAUCAAAGAAAGAGAACAGUAUCAGCUUUCCACCCAGUCUGAGCUUGGAGGAAUAUCUGCUGUUCCUUAUUUCAGUAUCAAUGAUCAGUUUUAUCUAAACCAUGAAGAUGCUUCCUAUCUUUUAACAAUUGAAGUACAGACAGCUGUUGAUAAUGUUCUUAUCCAGAGUGAUGUUCCUGUCGACUUGUUGGAUAGUGAAAGAAAUUCAGCUGUUGUUAGUUACAGUGCUUGUGAUCCAGAGAACGGAAACUUUCUGCUUGCCACUUACCGAUGCCAAGCAAACACCACUCGUCUAGAAGUGAAAAUACGAUCUAUUGAAGGGCAACAUGGAACCCUGCAAGCUUAUAUUACACCUCGACUCCAGCCAAAGUGUUGCCAGGUUCGCCAGUACCAUAUUAAGCCCCUCUCUCUGCACAGAAGAAGUCACUCUUUUGAUAUCAAUAAGCCUCUCAAUGUACUGACAUUAAAGGGAGCCUUUAGUGUUGGAGAAAUGCAUGCUUGGAUUGUAUUCUGCCUUCCAGAAGUCCCCGAUAAAACUAUUGGAGAUACGGCUAGUUUUUAUUUUGUUUCAACGUUUCUAGACACGGUGCUGUCUUGUUCUUACAAGAAGGGAGAAGCAGUUUUCAAGUCAGACAAUAUAUCUACCAUCUCAAUUUUGAAAGAUUUCCUCACCAAAGAAGCAACUAAAAGAAAAAUUCGUCUUGAGAUUUCAUGUGAUAUAGAUGACAGUAGUAUUCCACAUACUUUAAAUCUGAUUCAUCCCAAGCUGGAAGAACAAUUACUACUAGCCAAGAAAGUACAGCUGAUUGAAGCCUUGAAGGAUCUACAACUCCAUGAGAAUGACACCAGUGCUCUAACUCCAGAGUAUCAGGAUAUACUUGAUAAUGCUGAACACUUGCAGCGCGAGUUUAAACGGCAGCCCUGUCACUUGGAAAGGUUGUACGGGAUGAUUACAGAUCUUUAUAUAGAUGUAUACAAGUUCCAGGGUGUCAACGUCAAGAGUAAAGUGCCUGCCCUGCUCCAGAUCUUAGACAACUACGAUCUCUCUACACUAAUAGACUUUUUUCAGACUAAACCAUGAGGCCAACCAGCAUUGUGACCAAUUUCAGGCUUGCUGCACUUACAAAGUUAUGUUAAAAAUGCAAAAUUUUUGAGAGUAAACUAUGAGGCCAGCAUUGUGACCACAUUGUGUUCUACACUUACAAAACUAGAGUUAAAAUGUGAAAUUUUUCUUGAGAUUUUUUUAUGCUAGUCGGCAGUUAUUAACUAGAACACGUUCUUUAAGUAUUUAUUACAGCAGUUAUUAACUAGAACACGUUCUUUAAGUAUUUAUUACAGCAGUUAUUAACUAGAACACGUUCUUUAAGUAUUUAUUACAGCAGUUAUUAACUAGAACACGUUCUUUAAGUAUUUAUUACAGCAGUUAUUAACUAGAACACGUUCUUUAAGUAUUUAUUACAGCAGUUAUUAACUAGAACACGUUCUUUAAGUAUUUAUUACAGCAGUUGUUUACUAGAACACGUUCUUUAAGUAUUUAUUACAGCAGUUAUUUACUAGAACGUCUUAAAGUAUUUGUGUAAAAGGUUGUGUAUAAAACCCUAAGUUAUGGAAGUUGUAAAGAACUUCAUUGUUCGUGGGGUAGGUUUCAUAUUACUUUAAUUCCUAACAGUUUAAAAUUCAAACAAUUAGGGAAACCUGUCGGUAAUUUCAUACGUUUUAAUGGGUUUUGGGCAGGCAUUACUAUUAUUUUUUUGGACUCCUGGAAGUAAACUAUAUAUUUCUAUUACAGAGCUAAUUUAAAUGUCUGAAUUAUUUAUAGCUGUUACUGUUAAGGUUUAAGCCACCUUUGUUUUUUGGUGAAGUUGCAAUGAUUAAUAAGAGUGGUUAUAGUUAAAACAGUCAGUGUUCUUGAAUAUUAUUGUACAUCCUCUUGUGUGAGUGGACUUCACACAUCCAACUUACUAGUGAUGUUAAAACCAUAGACAGAUGUUCAAGCAAUUCAUAUGGACAUUUUGGUACGUCCAAGUAUUUGAAUGCACGAUUGAUGUAAUAUUAUAAAUGAUCACCUGUCUACUGUUCAACAUCGUGAAACUGGAGAUGUAAAAGAAUAUGAUUUUUUCAAAAUCAGGUUGUCAUAUGAACAUUUCUAAUUUCAAAACAACACCAGUUUGUUUCUUUCCAACUUUUUAAUACUUUUAAAGACAUAGUGGUUACUAGAUCCAUUUACUAGUUAAGAUGGAAAUACUUGUAAUGACGAAUGUGAGUUAUAUAAGGGAUAUUAAUGUUAGUAUUUUAGUGGAGAUAUAGUUGUAUACUCUCCCUCCCAAGUACUGUCAUAAGACUUACCAAAAUAUUACCCCUUGCAUUAGAGAUCGUCAGGGUUAAUUUAAUUUAGUAAAUAGAGUUGUAAAAAUCCUAUGAAGGAUUAUUGAUCAAACUUUAAGUUGGAUGUCGUGUGGAUUUAAAGUCCUGUUACAUUGUAACCAACAAAUCACUUUGUGUGUUUUUUCCGUCCAUUCUGACAAAGCUGGUCAUUUGACCUUUGUAUAACUUCCGUUGCCAUGCACUCUGUGUUGUAUUAUGUGAUAUUAAUCCUACGAUGUAUUAUUUAUAGUCUCGGAGAUUGGCAUAGGUUCAAAUCUGUAGUUCACAUAUUGAUGUGGAGGACUUAUAUCAGUAAAUACCUUUUUUUUUGGUCCGA
Molecule: messenger RNA, 2917 nt
Organism: Limulus polyphemus (Atlantic horseshoe crab)
Lineage: Eukaryota; Metazoa; Arthropoda; Merostomata; Xiphosura; Limulidae
Product: Bardet-Biedl syndrome 7 protein homolog
Exons: 10
Coding region: 146-1297 (383 amino acids)
Biological process (GO): intracellular protein localization; cilium assembly; intracellular transport
Cellular component (GO): membrane; neuron projection; axoneme
Source: RefSeq, a predicted model, not a curated record